This is a messenger RNA of Macadamia integrifolia, 1406 nucleotides long. RefSeq lists its product as uncharacterized. Bases 103 to 1266 code for a protein of 387 amino acids. The record is from RefSeq and is a predicted model, not a curated record. The transcript has 3 exons. NCBI's taxonomy places the organism in Eukaryota, Viridiplantae, Streptophyta, Magnoliopsida, Proteales, Proteaceae.
CUACGUUAACAUAACGUUCUUUCUCUCAGCCCGAGACCUCUAUCCACAUUCGUUACCUUGCUGCUUCCUCUCUCUUUCUCUCUCUCUCUCCCGCUAGAAGAGAUGAAGAGACAAGAAAAUCCACUAAACUCAUCAUCAUCUCGACGGGAAACCCUGCCGGAAAACCACCAAGCCAAAAGCAUUGGCUGCAUGUCGGGACUCUUCCACCUCGUCUGCAAAUACCAAAAACGCAGGAAAUUCCUCACCUCUGCUCAGAAACAGGACAGAGUCUCCCCUUCUUCUCCUAAAAUCCCAAAGCCUUCACCGGAAGUCGCCGUCCAUGAGAAAACUGCCAAAGUGAAAGAAGAAGAAGCAAUCAAUUCUUUUGGGAAAAGCUCUCCUCCAGAAUGCGACUUCCGGAGAUUUUCUUGCGAGGCGCCGAGGAACCGAACACUGGCGGCGGAUAUCCAACGAUCGAAUUCAGUCAAUUCGCCGGAGAAUUUCCGCCGCCCGCAGACUCUGGUAGCGAGGCUGAUGGGAUUGGAUGAGAUCCCGGUGGCGUCGCCGAAAUCCGCCUCUGAGAAGAGGCAGAAACUGCUGGGAGCACUGGAGAAAUGCGACGAAGAUCUUAAGGCGCUUAGGAAGAUCAUUGAGUCCAUACGAUUAUCGGAUCAGAUUCAAUCUCCGUCACCGACGGCAGACUGGUUCACCGGCACUGGCGGGAGUAAUGGCACAAGUAGCACCAGAAGUGACUUUAAAGUGCAGGCAAGCUAUGGGCCGAUACGUCGGGCUAGGUUCCAAUUGGACAGUAGGGAUUCGAUAAUGAAGCACAAAAGUAGUUCGGAAUAUAACGGUGAACGGCCAAGUCCCGUUUCAGUGCUCGAUGAGAUCUCUUCUCCGCCGUUCACCUCCAAAAGAAGGAAAAACGGGGAAUACAAGAGGUCAAAAGAAGACAACAUCAGCUUCUCCUUUCACAGAAUUACAGCUGAAUCACUGCCAAGACCGUCUGGCCGCAGAGGAGACUAUGGUUGCGAGUAUUUUUGGUUGCCACCAAAGAAACUAGACUGGGUAUCGCCAUUUUCGAGCAGCAGAGCCAUGGUAGAAAGUGUAAAUGAAGUCUGUCAAGAAGUGAACUGGGAAGAGAAACGGGAGCUGAGAAGAAUUGGUUUAGCCAUACAGGAUUACAUAUUUGCAGGGUUGAUUGAAGAGGUUGUCAAAGAAUUAGAAUGCUGUAGCUUGUAUUCUUCACUUCGCUUUGAGGCAUGUAGGAAAAGGCUUUGUUUCUAGGCUGCUGCAUGUGGGCAAGAAAACACUUUUUUGUGUAAAAUCUGGUUCAUUCUUUGGUUAGUUGCUUUUUGGUUUGAUAGAGAUUUGGGUUGGUUGACCGCAUGGUAGAGUAUACAAAUUACCUGAUACUUUUUUGUUUA